This is a messenger RNA of Aphanomyces invadans, 1355 nucleotides long. RefSeq lists its product as hypothetical. NCBI's taxonomy places the organism in Eukaryota, Oomycota, Saprolegniomycetes, Saprolegniales, Verrucalvaceae. The record is from RefSeq and is a predicted model, not a curated record. Bases 48 to 1307 code for a protein of 419 amino acids. The transcript has a single exon. Gene Ontology annotation, cellular component: nucleolus. Gene Ontology annotation, molecular function: RNA binding. Gene Ontology annotation, biological process: maturation of LSU-rRNA from tricistronic rRNA transcript (SSU-rRNA, 5.8S rRNA, LSU-rRNA).
GGGGAAGUUGGUUGGAGUCAAACCACUCGGCAACUCUCACGCGAAUCAUGACGAAGAAGGCUGGUGCUGCGCCAAAGAAGACGCCGGUUGCCGCGGCUAAGAAGCUUGCUGCUGCCGCAUCCACACACAAGAAGGAAGCUCCUGCUCCAGUGACAAGAAAAGCGGCUGCACCCAAGGAGCCGUCCGCGAAAAGCGCCCCAACGGUUACCAAGGCACUGUCUGCGAAGGAGACACCUACUGCUGCACCCAAGGCAGUGACUGCCGCGAAGAAGGAAGCUGUUUCUCCUGCUUCUAAGAAGGCAAAGAAACCUGCCACUGCUCCUCCUAAGACAGACGUGCCAGCUAAAAAAGCUGCGCCAGCCAAAAAGGUGGCUGCCGUUAAGCAAGAACCCACGAAGAAGGUGACUGCUGUUGCCAAAAAGACAAAGACACCCGCCAAGGCGGAAGUGAAAGAAACUCCCAAGGCAACCGAAGCGACGAAGAAGCCUGCUGUCGAAUCCAAAACGACUGAGAAGAAGGAAGCUGCUGAGAAAAAGGUCCCUACAAAGAAGGCUGCCAAAGCCAAAGAAAAUGCUGUACCAGCCGCCAAGAAGGGAGGAAAGAAAAACAUUGAACAGCAAUUAGCCAAGCUCCAGGGCAACGAGUGGGACUCGGACGACGAAGACGUCUCUGUUCGAGCCUCCACCGCUACUUCCAAGAAGGAACCUGAAAAACUGAACUUUGAAGCAAACGUGGAUUUUGUCGAAUUGACCAAGAAGACCAAGCAAAAUCUGGCACAGUCCAAGGGCGCCACUGCAGCGUCCGCGGAUGCCACUGCCACCCAGUCGAGCACAAUCUUUAUUGGUCGCAUUCCCCACGGGUUUUACGAAAAGCAGAUGCGCGGUUUCUUCAGCCAGUUUGGUGAGAUCAAGCGCCUCAAAGUGUCGCGCAACAAAAAGUCGGGCAAGUCCAAACACUAUGCUUUCAUUGAGUUCGAAGAACCGGACGUGGCCCGUGUCGUUGCCGAUACAAUGGAUGGCUACCGCCUCUUCGACAAGACCUUGAGCUGCAACGUCCUGCCGCUGGACAAGUGCCACGAGCGAAUGUUCAUCGGGGCGAACCGCACGUUCCGCCCGAUUCCGUACCGGAAACUCGCGAUCCGGGAACACAACGCUGGCAAGACGUAUGAACAGCAAGAAGCGAUUAAUGCGCGUCUGCUCGCCAAGGAAACGAUCAAGCGCAACAAACUCAAGGCCCUCGGCAUCGAAUACGAAUUUGAAGGGUACGCCGGAUCCGCCCCUGCCAAGUCGUCGCACGUCAAGUUUUAGCCAACCUAGGAAUGAAAUAAACUACUUUAUGUAUAUCGUUGUUGUUGA